Molecule: messenger RNA, 737 nt
Organism: Staurois parvus
Lineage: Eukaryota; Metazoa; Chordata; Amphibia; Anura; Ranidae
Source: the annotation of a GenBank genome assembly
GGGGAUUGGAACACUUGAAUCACAUGAUAUGGAGGGGAUUGGAGCACCUGAAUCACAUGAUAUGGAGGGGAUUGGAGCACCUGAAUCACAUGAUAUGGAGGGGAUUGGAGCACCUGAAUCACAUGAUAUGGAGGGGAUUGGAACAACCGAAUCACAUGAUAUGGAGGGGAUUGGAACACCUGAAUCACAUGAUCUGGAGGGGUUUGGAACACUUGAAUCACAUGAUAUGGAGGGGAUUGGAGCACCUGAAUCACAUGAUAUGGAGGGGAUUGGAACAACCGAAUCACAUGAUAUGGAGGGGAUUGGAACACCUGAAUCACAUGAUUGGGAGGGGAUUGGAACACAUGAAUCACAUGAUAUGGAGGGGAUUGGAACACCUGAAUCACAUGAUAUGGAGGGGAUUGGAACACCUGAAUCACAUAAUAUGGAGGGGAUUGGAACACCUGAAUCACAUGAUAGGGAGGGGAUUGGAACACCUGAAUCACAUGAUUGGGAAGGGAUUGGAACACCUGAAUCACAUGAUAUGGAGGGGAUUGGAACACCUUAUUCACAUGAUAUGGAGGGGAAUGGAACACCUGAAUCACAUGAUAUGGAGGGGAUUGGAAUACCUUAAUCACAUGAUAUGGAGGGGAUUGGAACACCUAAAUCACAUGAUAUGGAGGGGAUUGGAGCACCUGAAUCACAUGAUUGGGAGGGCGGGGCCAAUACUUUUGGCAAUAUCAUGUAUAUUUAUGGGG